Molecule: messenger RNA, 3747 nt
Organism: Bursaphelenchus okinawaensis
Lineage: Eukaryota; Metazoa; Nematoda; Chromadorea; Rhabditida; Aphelenchoididae
Source: the annotation of a GenBank genome assembly
AUGUCGAAAGACAGGCGACGUUGUUUUCUCGAUAUUACAGUAGACGGUGAGCUGAUGGGUAGGAUUGUGAUCGAAUUGUACGACGAUAUAUGCCCUGAGACUUGUGAAAACUUUUGUCAAUUAUGCGUUGGAGAAUCGGGUAUUGGGAAGACGACUGGCAAGAUGUUACACUUUAAAGGGUCCAUCUUUCAUCGUGUUGUCAAAAAUUUUAUGAUUCAGGUAGUUUUAACUAUUUGUCUUAUUUCUAGUUUUAGGUGGGGUUUUGAAGAAGAUUGUUUUACAAUACAACUGUGUAUUAAGAUGUUCUGGCAUGAAAUGCUUAUGAUGCUAAACAUGGCAGUGCAAGAUAUACUUUACAAGUUUAGGGCGGUGACUUUACAAAUGGUAAUGGUACGGGAGGAGAGUCAAUAUACGGUGGAGUGUUUGAGGACGAGAAUUUUGUUGUGAAGCACGAUGAGCCUUUUAUUGUCAGUAUGGCCAAUCGCGGGCCGAAUACUAAUGGAUCUCAGUUCUUUGUCACUACAAGUGUCACAUCUCACCUUGAUGAUGUUCAUGUUGCUUUUGGUCGAGUAUGUUUUGAAUAUUGGUGAAUUUUUGUAUUUUUUACAAGCAGCAGAUGUAAUAUUUCAUUACAUUAGAUUUAUUGUUAAUAUUAUCUGAACUUUGUUUUAAUGAUAAAUGGUUUUUAAGGUAGUUCAAGGCCAAGAAGUCGUAACCCAAAUUGAGAAUCUGAAAACCGGACCAAAGAAUCGACCGGUAUCAGAUGUUGUUAUUGCGAAUUGUGGUCAGUUGAUAAGAAAGAAGAAGGAAAACGAAGAAGGUGGACUUGAACCGUAAGUGUUAUUUAUUUGUUUAAUUCAGUUUUAGUGAAACGGACAAGAAAAAGAAGGACAAGAAGAAGAAACACGGAAGCCGAUCUAGAUCUCCAUAUAAAGAAGCGUCCCCAGAAUUGCCUGAUGACAUUUCCACGGUAAAAGUGGAAGAUCUGCCUGAAGUACCAGUUACCCACAACUUUUUAUUGAGAAACUCGUAGGUUUUUAUAAAUGAAUUGUGACUGUAUAACUUUUUUCUGAAUAGGUUGUUGCUUUUACUUUAGAAAUGAGUAAAUUAAACGACGUUUUUGGAAAUUUUUGUUACAAUUUUAAUUUUGGUAAUGUUCUUCAAAUUCAUAAUCUAUAUUACUUUUAGAUCUCCGAAGAAUGGCAAUUCAAGUCUUUACAAAGGUCGAAGGGAUUAUGACCGUAACGACAGGUAUGGUAGAAGAGGCAGGGAUAGAUCUCCGCCAGUUAGAAGAGAUCGGCAAGGGCUCAAAGUUAGAGGACGAGGAAGAUUGUGCUACAGGAGUUUGUCAAGAGAAGGAUCUCGAACUCCACCGCAUUGGAAGAAGGAAGAGGUUAGUUAAUACUUUAUCUUCUAAUCUGUGAUGGUAAAAUAAUUGUCUGUCGAGAAAAUACAUGUAUUUAUUAUAUUAGAUGUUUUCCGUAAGUUACACUAUAUGUUGUAGAGUCGAAUAAUUACGUACGAUGAAUUGAAAAAGAAAAAAGAAGAACGGGAGAAGAGACUACAAGAAGAAGAGGAAUCGGAAGAACACAAGUUUGGUUACCGAGCUUCACCAUCGUACGAUUCGCCUAAUCUUCGUCAGGAACAUUCUGAGAGUAGACAAAAAGCUGCAGAAACAGCGGAUGAAACUCAUAAGGCAGAAAAACCGCGAAAGAGACCCGAAAUCGGUAAGCUAACCAACUUUUUGUCUAGAAAGUUUAAUUUUUGAUUUGAGAAUGUUUUUUAACUGUAAGUGCGGCUAAAAAUUAGAGAUUGUUACUGUUCUUAAUUUUUUUUAAAAAUUUGAAUUAGAUGAAAUCAUGGAUUUUAUUUGUAGUUUAUGACAGAGGAUCUCCACCACGAAGAGCCGACAGAAAUGAAGAAAAGGGCCGUGAUGAAAGACAAGAAAAACAAAAGGAAGACAGAGAAGAUAAAGAUGAAAAAAGAGAUAAGUCUAAAGAAGGACGGAAUGAAAGACGGCGAUGUGACAGUGAAAAUUCACCAGAUGUCAGAAAGCGUGAUGAUAAAAUUGAGAAACACGAUAAACGGAGAAGCAGGGAAAGAUCUCCAGAUGUCAAAAAGCGUGAUGAUAAAAUUGAAAAGCACGAGAAGCGUAGAAGUCGAGAUAUGUCAUCAGAAGUUCGCAAAACUGAUGGAAAAGGUGAAAAACGUAGAAGUCGGGAACUCUCCCCAGAAGUUCGAGAACGUGAUGAAAGAGGUGACAGACGCAAAAGCCGGGAAAGAUCUCUAGAAGUCAGAAGGCGUGACGAUAGAAGUAAAAAACUCGAGAAACGUAGAAGUCGAGAACAAUCUCCAGAAGUUCGCAAAACUGGUGAAAAUCGUAGAAGCCCGGAAAGAUCUCCAGAGAAAAAGAAGGAUAAGGUUGAUAAUGGACAUGAUAAGCAAGAAAGUAAAAGGAAAGAUUUGGAGGAAGGACACGAUAUAGCUGGAGAACAGCGAAAAGAAUCACGGGAAGAACGAGACGGUUCCAGGGAUAAGGAGGACAGAAGUGGCGAUGGUAAUUUUUAAAUUAUUGUAAAGUUUUAUUGUUUAAACUAACAUAAAUUCUGCCUUCAAAUGUUUAAAAAUACUAUUUAGAGCACACACCUCCAAGAAGAAAGUUCAUACCGCUACCGUCUACGGCUAAUGUUGAUGACAUACCGAAAAGGAAGAUUGUUGAACCCCCUCCAAUUGUGGUAUCAACUUGUGUUGUCGAAACAGCUCCAGUAGUUACGCCAGAAACCGAUCAGUCGAAGGAUCACGGAAAGGGAGAAAAACGAGAGCAUCGAGCGAUUGAAAAGGACAGAAUCGAACCUCACAAGAAUGAUACAAAGGACGAUGGUGACACUCCUACGGGAGAAAAAUUUGCACUAUCACGAGAAAAACCAUCCUCUCCACGCGAACAGGGUUCUCCACCACGAAAGUACAGGUAUGACAUUAAUAUGUACAUGCUAAAUAAUUAAUUUUCCCAUUAUUUUUUUCUAACUUCUAGUAAAUUAUUUUAAUUUUUCUUGUUUAGCAGAAGAGAUAGCUCAAGUUCCAAGUCGUCCAACAAGGAUCGUAAUGAAAAGCCGUCUCGUUCACGUAAAGAUUCUGAAAGAAAACCUGAGCCUCCUAGGAGAAGUCGUAGUAAGUCGCCAAAACCAAUUGCACGUAAAGAAAGAGUUGUGUCACCAGAACGACGAAAGAGAGACAGUUCACCUCCAAGACGACGUGACAGAAGACGCUCGCCUUCACCAAGAAGGCGUCCAGAACGACGAUCUCGGUCACCUAGAAGACCUUCAAGAAGAUCGCCUGUCAGGCGAUCUCCACCUAAACGCGACAACCGAAGCAGAAAUAGUUCGAAUAGAAGAAGAUCCUCCAGUUCAAGCUCGUCUAGUUCUUCAGGGUCGAGCUCUUCAUCCAGUUCCAGCAGCAGUUCAAGUUCCUCAAGCUCGCGAUAAACUAGCAACCUUUAAGUUAUUUAUUAAUGUUGUGCCUCGCAUCCGUAAGUUGUUAUUAAUACGAAAUAAUGUGUACGUUGAGUUGAUGUUUUAAAUAAUAAAUAUUUUACAGAAAGUUUUCUUUUUUUGUAUCAGUAGUUAAUUAGGUAUGUUAGAAGAACUUUUUAACUGUGGAAACCGACAAAUUGAGCCAACAAGAGCUAGUCGUUUCCCAAAAAUUUACGUUGGUGUAAACUUUGAAUCCCCUAGAUGGAGUUCCUCAUGA